Humulus lupulus (European hop) is the source of this 399-nucleotide messenger RNA. Its product is annotated as proteasome subunit alpha type-7-like. Bases 1 to 399 code for a protein of 132 amino acids. The record is from RefSeq and is a predicted model, not a curated record. Gene Ontology annotation, cellular component: proteasome core complex; nucleus; proteasome core complex, alpha-subunit complex. Lineage: Eukaryota; Viridiplantae; Streptophyta; Magnoliopsida; Rosales; Cannabaceae. The transcript has 4 exons.
AUGGGCUUCGAGCAGGGACUGUUUGCCUUCCCUUCAUGUUCUUUCUCAGUCUCAGCGAUGGAACGAACGGCGAGGAAGAUUGUGAAUUUGGAUGAUCACAUUGCAUUGGUCUGUGCUGGGCUCAAAGCUGAUGCUCGUGCCUUGAUAAACAAGAAGUAUACACAAAGUGGUGGUGUUAGACCGUUUGGGCUUUCAACUUUGAUUAUUGGCUUUGACCCAUACACAGGUGCACCGGCACUAUAUCAGACAGAUCCUUUUGGGACAUUUUCAGCCUGGAAAGCAAAUGCCACUGGAAGAAACUCUAACUCAUUACGUGAGUUUCUUGAGAAAAACUACAAGGAGACAGCUGGGCAAGAAACCGUCAAGCUCGCCAUUCGUGCUUUGCUUGAGAUUUGUUAA